Messenger RNA from Panicum hallii, 1847 nucleotides. RefSeq lists its product as uncharacterized. The record is from RefSeq and is a predicted model, not a curated record. Lineage: Eukaryota; Viridiplantae; Streptophyta; Magnoliopsida; Poales; Poaceae. Bases 435 to 1667 code for a protein of 410 amino acids. The transcript is spliced from 13 exons.
GACCCUUCCUCCCUUUCUCUCUUGUUCCUUCCCCGCAGGCCGCAGCGGCAACCCAACCCCAUCACCAGAGAGAUCACCAGAGGACGUCGUGGAUCCUUCUCUAUUCUACUGCAGCAGCAGGAUUAGGCCACGAGUUUUCAGUCAUGCAAAGGAGGUGGGGGAAUAAAGUGAAAAAUCUAGUUGCGAGAUUGUUGACGUGUCUCCUCCGGGCACGUGAGCUCUCAGCCACUUUGGCUGUUUGAUGUGGAUGUGAUGCUCGUGAGAGACUUAAUUGGUUCCCUCUGUUGGUUGGCAUUUAUUUGACUAAAUCACCGCACCUUGUUUGCCUCUUCAGUUUCUUUUCUUUUUACCUUUUCCCAUUUCAUUUGCACUGCUGAUCUUGCUUAUGUGUUGAAGUGGAUUCUGCAAGAGGUGCCACCUUGUAUUCCCUGGAUAUGGGGUGCUUCAAUUCUAAGCCAAAUGAUGCUGGUGCGAUCAGAAGAAGACCUGGGAACAUAGGUGAGGUGGCUGUGUUUAUACCCGGAUUGCGAGUUCCUGAGAGCUUGGAGCUAUCUCAGCCGCUAAGCGAUGGCCUCCCGAGGAGGCUGGCCGAACGUUUGGCUGCGUUGAGGAGCCGAAUAGUGGUCAUGGCUGCUCAUGAGGCAUUGUCAGUGACCAGGCCCAGGAAACGCACCUUCACACAGCAUGGAGGAUCUACAUCAGCUGAUCUUCUGCAAGCUUUGGAAGAGUACUUGCCAGUUCUUCUAGGACUGGUGAAAGAGGGGAGCAACUUGGAAGAUAAGAUACAGUUUUCUUGGAUGAACCAAGAGGAUGAUGCCGAGGAGACGGCAUUGCCCAGUUCUUGGUAUGAGGUGUUGUCGGUUUUGCACAUGAUGGCUAUGCUGCGUUUAUCUCAAGCAAAUUCCCUGCUUCUUCCAAAGACAUCGCUUGAGGGAUACCAUGCUAAAGUAUCUGAAGAUAACAAACGAGCUUCCGUUGAAAUAUUUCUCAAGGCAUCUGGGUUCUUGGAGUGUGCUAUCCAACAUGUUCUUCCUAGGAUGUCCCCAGAAAAUAGGAAAGGUCUCCCUGUGGACUUAUCUGAAGGAGUCCUGAAAGCGAUCUGCAUGCAAGCUCUUGGUCAAGCAAUUGAUGUCCAACUUGGGUUGGCAAUUGACAGUCCAAAGGCUACCCUGGCAGUGAAAAGGAGGUUAGCAUGUGAGAUGGUCAAGUGCUGGCAGCAGGCACACGAAAGUAUGGCGGAUUUACCUCUAAUUGAUAGCUGGGGUGAGAAGCACAGGCUAUUUGUGAAUUGGAAGUACAUCGAAGCAAAAGCUGCGGCGUACUAUUAUCAUGGUCUCAUCCUUGACGAAGGCAACACGGAGAAAUCCCGCAGGAUGGCCGUCGCUGCAUUGCAAUCUGCAGAGGAGUUGCUCAAGGAGAGCAAAGAUGUAGCCGAAGCCUUCCAUGCAGCACCUCCUGUCUCGAGAAGCCCUCCUGUUUGUGGAUCGAUGAAGUAUCUUCAUGACAAGAUCCAGAAGGACUCGUCCUGCAAAGUUCGCAUCAACAAGGACCUCUACAGCAACGACAGCAUCCAUGAGGCGGUGCCGGCGCUGCCGGACUUCGCGGUGGCUCUGAAACCCGAGGAGUAUCGGCUUCCUGCUGUUACAGUGGACGCAGCAAAUGGCUAGAACAGCUCUGCUCUGUCAGUCUAUCCAUGAACCUACCGACGAUCUGCACAACGAUGAUCUAUCGCCAUGUAAAGAGAUCGAUUUGAGUUGUGUAUGUAAAGGGAUCCAAGCACCCAAGGGGAGGAAUAACCAAUGCAAGCAAUACAGUGAUAACACCCGUAUUCAUUCACUGUUUCUUGA